AUGUCGCGUUCCAUGCGACCGCUUCUCCACUACGCACAGGAUGAAGAUGGUCGGAAAACGGACGACUCAGUGGUAUAUCAAGGUGGCAGUGAUUUCAAAUACCAGUAUGAUAAAACGAACGAAGCUGGCAAUGGAGCAUUCGGUACCGUCUACAAAGGCACGGUUACUGCGAAAGGGACGUCGGAUGAUGGCGUGCUGAUUGGGGAUUCAGUCGCAGUUAAGGUGGCAGGCCUCAGCGAGCGCGACGGUGCAACAUUGGCUAGCGAUAUGGAGCGUUUCAACAAACUGCUGCAAAUGGACCAUUCAAACGUAGUCCGAUACAUGUGUAUCGCAGCGAAGCAGUCGGGAGAACAGCUAUCCGUGGAAAUUGUGAUGCCGCUGUACGAUGGUGGCGACCUGGCUAAAAAAAUGAAAAAACUGGAGAAGCCUGGUUCCAUUCUUGACAAGAAGAUUUUGCGUGGUUAUCUGCGAGAUCUCGCGGAGGGUCUUUGUUACGUACAUGGGCAGCAUUUCAUCCACACCGAUAUUAAACCAGCUAAUGUCUUCAUUCAGUUGGCCCAUAAAGGGCGGGAAAGCCUAGUAAUUGGCGACAUGGACGACGCCGCUUAUGCUGACGACACCAAGGAGGCCAUUGAAAUCGGUUCACGAAUGGGCACGCUUCUCUAUGCCAGUCCAGAGAUUCUGCGUCCACUGUUUAAGUUAUCGGUUGAGGAUGAUGGUAUUGAGUCAGAAAGACCGGAUCAGAAAACAGAUAUCUAUAGUCUUGGAUGCUUGUAUCUGCGAUUAUCCGCCCUGUUUUUUGGGAAUCCCCCGGAACUGCUGGGAAACGCUGCCGGUCGAAGCAAAUUAGCAAAAGGACUGCUAGACCGUACCCACGCUUCCAAGGUUGCGGAGGGGUAUAUACCUCUUGUUCCCGAGUCGAUGCCGACGUAUAUUCAAGACCUUCUUCGUAAAUGUCUCCUCUUAGAUGCGGACAAGCGAGCGACCGCGCAAGAGCUAGUCACCAUGCUCUCGCCGAAUGAUAUCAGCACCGAUUAG
Molecule: messenger RNA, 1038 nt
Organism: Paramacrobiotus metropolitanus
Lineage: Eukaryota; Metazoa; Tardigrada; Eutardigrada; Parachela; Macrobiotidae
Product: serine/threonine-protein kinase nekl-3-like
Exons: 3
Coding region: 1-1038 (345 amino acids)
Biological process (GO): autophagosome organization; autophagy; protein autophosphorylation
Cellular component (GO): autophagosome; cytoplasm
Molecular function (GO): ATP binding; protein serine/threonine kinase activity
Source: RefSeq, a predicted model, not a curated record